AUGAGUCAAUCACUGAAGCGCCUAAAAGUAAAGCUGAGGAUCGCAGUGGUACAACUGAAUCCUAGAAUUGGUCAUGUAGACCAAACGUUGGCUAGAAUAAACUCAAUCGUGUCGCGCAUAGAGCGAUAUCGUCCUGAUAUCGUGGUAUUUCCUGAGUUUGCACUUUCAGGUUACAGCUUCCAUUCGCGUUCGCACAUUGAACCGUAUUUGAGUCAACCGACAAACGGUCCGGCCUGGGAUAUAUGCCAGCGCAUUUCUAAACGUCUCUCAUGUAUAACAGUGAUGGGUUACCCGGAGAUUGUGAGAGAAUCUUCUCAGAAGGCAUACAAUUCGGCCAUAGUUGUGAACGCAAAUGGCGAGCUAGUCUUCAACUACCGAAAGGCUUUCCUGUAUUAUACAGAAGAGGAGUGGGGGUGUUCUGAAAAUCCAGCUGGUUUCCAAACUUUCGAUCUCCCCUUUUACCAAAAGGCAUGUGACUCUGACGGCCGAUUAUACGACGUCAGUUUGAAAAGCGCAAUUGGUAUUUGUAUGGAUCUUAGUCCAUAUAAAUUCCAAGCGCCUUUUUACGAUUUCGAGUUCUCAAGCUUUCACUCCGAGCACUCGACUGAGCUGAUUCUUUUUCCGAUGGCAUGGCUUCAUUCUAUAUCUGCGACUCGAGAGUCGAAAAAUCCUGAGCAGCAGAAAAAAGAGAUCGCGCAAUCUCAGCAAAGUCUCGGCUUUCAGUCUCACGGAUCCCAAGGUGAAUACCAGCUGGACAUUUUGUUGAAUGAUGGAACCUGUAUUAAAGAGUCGCCCAGUGCUGUCACGUGUGACUUGCCAGAUGUCCAGGUGAAGUCGGCGUUCUCGCAUCCAGCAGAACCAGACCUGACAAAUGUUGACUAUUGGAUUCUUCGCUUUAUGCCGCUUCUAGCGUACAGGCAGCGUAAGAACUGGUUUUCGGGCGGACUUUUAGCUACAGUUUUGAAAAAGUUCCAAGAAAUACGAACAACGUAUAUGGGAGCCUCGCUAGAGAAACCUUGGUCAUUUGAACACAAAAAUACUGUAGCAGUUAUGUGCAAUCGUUGUGGCGUUGAAGAUGGAACGACCGUUUACGCGGGGUCUUCUAGUGUUUUCAAAUUUAAUGGAAAGUACGGAAAUUUCGAGGAAGAGUUGGACAGCUCUAAUAGAAGCGUUGAGGUUUUGGGAAGUUUAGGUAAGGGAUAUGAAGGAGUUCUCCUAAGAGAUGUCGAAAUAGAGGUACUGCGUGAAGUUGAUGAUAAAGCUAUUGCAAUUGUUCCAGAAAGAACAUGA
This is a messenger RNA of Lachancea nothofagi CBS 11611, 1290 nucleotides long. Lineage: Eukaryota; Fungi; Ascomycota; Saccharomycetes; Saccharomycetales; Saccharomycetaceae. The record is from the annotation of a GenBank genome assembly.